This is a messenger RNA of Penicillium diatomitis, 2544 nucleotides long. RefSeq names its product SLC26/SulP family anion transporter. Lineage: Eukaryota; Fungi; Ascomycota; Eurotiomycetes; Eurotiales; Aspergillaceae. Gene Ontology annotation, biological process: transmembrane transport. Gene Ontology annotation, cellular component: membrane. The transcript is spliced from 3 exons. Bases 1 to 2544 code for a protein of 847 amino acids. The record is from RefSeq and is a predicted model, not a curated record. Gene Ontology annotation, molecular function: secondary active sulfate transmembrane transporter activity.
AUGUCGGGGGAAGGCCCGGCCAGCAAACUGGGCUACACUCUGGCCAAGGGGCUGGGUAUCAAAAUCGCCUACCGAGACCCCUUGGGCGCAUCCAGCGACCCCGUCACUCGUGGCGAGUCGACCUUUUCUGUCGGCACGGUCGACACCUACUCGUACAAUGAACCCGAGCCCACGACCAUUGAAUGGAUUCAAGAAAUCACCCCCACCGGACAGCAGGUCGUGAAUUACUUCAUCAACCUCUUCCCCUUUUUACAAUGGAUUGGUCGUUACAACGUGCAAUGGCUGCUCGGUGAUCUCGUUGCUGGAAUUACGGUCGGUGCGGUCGUCGUGCCUCAAGGUAUGGCCUAUGCCAAGUUGGCGGACUUGCCCGUCCAAUUCGGUCUUUACUCGUCCUUUAUGGGUGUGUUACUUUACUGGUUCUUUGCAACUUCCAAGGACAUUACCAUUGGGCUGACCGUCUUCAUCUCACGACAGCCGGUGGCCGUCAUGUCUACUCUCACAGGUACGAUCGUGAUUGAUGUGACAGAGAAGCUUCCCGAGGUACCUCCCCAUGAGGUGGCGUCGACCUUGGCCGUGAUUCUAGGUGGCAUCGUUUGCUUCCUCGGUCUCAUCAGGCUGGGCUUCAUCGUGGACUUUAUCCCCUUGCCUGCCAUCUCGGCUUUCAUGACCGGUUCGGCCAUCAACAUCUGCGCAGGCCAAGUCACCACCAUGCUCGGCCAGACCACUCAAGUCAACACCCGCGGCGCCACCUAUAAAACCAUCAUCGACACGCUCAAGGCACUCCCGAGCUCUACCCUGGAUGCAGCCAUGGGUAUCACUGCCUGCGCCAUGCUGUAUAUCAUCCGAUCUGCAUGCACCUAUGCGGCGAAGAAGCAGCCCCAUCGGGCGAAAACCUGGUUCUUCAUCUCGACUCUGCGAACCGUGUUUGUGAUUUUGUUUUACACCAUGAUCAGUGCGGCGGUGAACAUCCACCGCCAGGAUCAUCCUGCAUUUGGGCUGUUGGGACAUGUGCCCCGAGGCUUCCAGAAUGCGGCCGUCCCCAAGAUGAAUCCAAAGGUGAUCAGUGCGUUUGCAGGCCAGCUUCCGGCUGCGGUCAUCGUGCUCCUGAUCGAGCACAUUGCCAUCUCCAAGUCCUUCGGACGUGUGAACAAUUACACCAUCAACCCUUCCCAGGAGUUCGUCGCCAUCGGUAUCAGUAACCUGCUUGGUCCCUUCCUUGGUGCCUACCCCGCGACGGGUUCGUUCUCGCGUACUGCGAUCAAGUCCAAGGCCGGCGUCCGGACUCCCUUGGCUGGUGUGAUCACCGCCGCGGUCGUCCUCCUGGCCAUCUACGCCCUUCCCGCCCUCUUCUUCUACAUUCCCAAAGCCUCCCUCGCCGGUGUCAUCAUCCACGCCGUGGGCGAUCUUAUCACUCCCCCCAACACAGUCUACCAAUUCUGGCGGGUCGCCCCACUGGAUGUCAUCAUCUUUUUCAUCGGCGUCUUCGUCACCAUCUUCUCGUCCAUUGAGACUGGUAUCUACUGCACCAUUAUCAUUUCACUAGCGGUGCUGCUGUUCCGGCUGGCCAAGGCCCGUGGUCAGUUCCUGGGCCAGGUCAAGGUUCACUCGGUCGUUGGCGACCAUCUCCUCGAUGGUGACGGCAAGUAUGGCUCCCUGGGACCCAAUCGGGCCUCGUCAAACGAUGAAGAUCACGCUCACCGAUCCAUCUUCCUGCCUGUCAACCACGCCGACGGCUCCAAUCCCGAAAUUGAGAUCGAGCAACCUCAUCCCGGCAUCUUCAUCUAUCGGUUCUCCGAGGGCUUCAAUUACCCCAAUGCCAACCACUACACCGACUACCUGGUACAGACGAUCUUCAAGCACACUCGUCGCACCAAUCCUGCCGCUUUCCGCAAUCCCGGUGACCGUCCGUGGAAUGACCCUGGUCCCCGCCGUGGCCAGCAGGUUGAUGAAGAAGAUUCCCGCCCCCUGUUACAAGCGGUCAUUUUGGACUUUGCAUCGGUCAAUAACGUUGACGUGACCUCGAUUCAGAACUUGAUCGAUGUUCGGAAUCAGCUGGACAUGUAUGCGUCCCCCCGUACCGUGCAAUGGCACUUUGCCCACAUCAACAAUCGUUGGACCAAACGUGCCCUGUCCGCCGCCGGCUUUGGCUUCCCUACUCCGACGUCGAGCAAUGGGUUCCACCGCUGGAAGCCCAUCUUCAGUGUCGCCGAGAUUGAGGGCAGCUCCUCGGCCGCCGCUCUUGCAGAGAUGAUGAACAACCAGCGCGAGACACAAUACCCCAAGGAUAUGGAGGCUGGUCACAAGGACCAGCCUGAGGUGGAGAAUCAUGGUAUUGAGACCUCGUCCACGCAAGACAGCUCACCCAUUCAAUCGGUCCACGAUGACAAAUUGUCGCGUGAUUUGACGUCCAGCAAGGCCUACAACAACAAUCGGCGCAAGGUCGCCAUCGUGCAAGGUAUGAACCGGCCGUUCUUCCACAUUGACCUCACGAGUGCUCUACAGAGUGCGGUGGCCAACUCUUCCAAUGAGAUUCCGCAUGUCUGA